Penicillium cataractarum is the source of this 906-nucleotide messenger RNA. Its product is annotated as SGNH/GDSL hydrolase family protein. The transcript is spliced from 3 exons. NCBI's taxonomy places the organism in Eukaryota, Fungi, Ascomycota, Eurotiomycetes, Eurotiales, Aspergillaceae. The record is from RefSeq and is a predicted model, not a curated record. Gene Ontology annotation, molecular function: phosphatidylcholine lysophospholipase A1 activity. The annotation marks the transcript as partial.
AUGUGGCAUUCGACGCCCGUACAUUGGGUUGUCCAUUUUUGCCUCGCAUGGCUGGUACUGCUGUGUGGACUUGUGGUCGCUGAACCUGUGCCUGUCUCUGUUGAUGUGGUUUCCAGGUCAACGGGGUCUGUUUUGGGGAUUGAGGAGAGCAGUUCUUCGCUGCAGAAACGCGACAAUGGUACUUUCUUGUUAAGGAUUAUGCCGCUCGGAGCUUCGAUUACCCUGGGUUAUAGGUCGACGGAUCAUAAUGGGUAUCGGAAGGCGCUGAGGCAGCAGCUUCGGUAUGAGGGGUGGCAGGUUAAUAUGAUUGGGAGUUUGAGGAAUGGGACUAUGCAUGAUAAUCAUCACGAAGGCCAUUACGGAUACAGAAUCGACCAACUAGAAUCCAAAAUCCAACAAACAAUCCUCCAAAAACCAAACCUGAUUCUAAUCAACGCCGGCACAAACGACGCCGUCCAAAAUCACCAAAUAACAACCGCAGGCCUACGCAUGAACACCCUCCUAACAACCCUCUACACCUCCAUCCCAAACACAACAAUAAUCCUAUCAACCCUCCUCCCCAACAAAAAGCACCAAGACCGCGUCGACCAAAUCAGCGCUCAAUAUCGAAACUUAGUCGCCCUGCGCAGAGAACAGAAUGACCGCAUCGUUCUGGCCGAUAUGAGCUCGUUUAUCAAAGCGUCCCAGCUCGUUGAUGGCACGCAUCCGGAUGAUCAGGGGUAUAGGGAGAUGGCGGCGGUUUGGUGGGCUGCUGUCAAGGUUGCGGAGACCGAGGGGUUGAUGCAGUUUGCCGAGGGGACGGGGGAGGAUGGGAGGAUUAGUGAUGCUGCGGAGGGGAAGUUGGAUGGGGGGAUAGUAUUGGGGAUCCUGGGUUGCCGGCUUAUACGGCGCCGGCGCAGCCGAGUU